Molecule: messenger RNA, 2696 nt
Organism: Andrographis paniculata
Lineage: Eukaryota; Viridiplantae; Streptophyta; Magnoliopsida; Lamiales; Acanthaceae
Product: beta-galactosidase-like
Exons: 18
Coding region: 184-2367 (727 amino acids)
Biological process (GO): carbohydrate metabolic process
Cellular component (GO): cell wall; vacuole
Molecular function (GO): beta-galactosidase activity
Source: RefSeq, a predicted model, not a curated record
CCAAUCCAAAGCGAUUCAUCCACAGUGGGGUCGGUCCCAUCACUUUUCAAUCUCUUCUCUAUAAAGAAGCUGCUUCAGCGUCUCCCAUUUCCUCACACUACACUCCACACUCUUGUCUUCACGCAACACAAUACUCACACCACACCACCAACAGUUACACAAGCAUCUUCGCUCCCCAAAAGAAUGGAAGCAAUCUCGAGAAUCAAACCAUUUCUAUUCCUACUGUUUUUGUCGCUCGCAUGUUCUUCUGUGAUAGCCACUGUUUCAUACGACGACAAAGCCAUUAUCAUCAAUGGCAGGAGGAGGAUACUCAUUUCUGGCUCCAUUCACUAUCCUAGAAGCACCCCUGAGAUGUGGCCUGAUCUUAUACAAAAGGCUAAAGAUGGAGGAUUGGAUGUAAUUCAGACUUAUGUGUUCUGGAAUGGCCACGAACCGUCUCCCGGAAAAUAUAAUUUUGAGGGACGAUUCGAUCUUGUCAAGUUCAUCAAACUCGUGCACCAGGCCGGGCUCUACGUCCACCUCCGAAUAGGUCCAUAUGUUUGUGCAGAGUGGAAUUUUGGGGGAUUUCCGGUGUGGCUGAAAUAUGUCCGUGGAAUCGAAUUUAGAACAGACAAUCAGCCUUUCAAGGUCGCGAUGCAAAGAUUUGUCGUGCAUAUCGUCAACAUGAUGAAGUCACAGAAUUUGUUUGAGCCUCAGGGAGGGCCUAUAAUCAUGUCGCAGAUAGAAAAUGAGUACGGACCCAUAGAGUGGGAGAUUGGCGCUCCCGGCAAAGCUUACACUGCAUGGGCUGCAAAAAUGGCUGUGUCGACAAACACAGGUGUUCCAUGGGUGAUGUGCAAACAAGAAACUGCCCCUGAUCCUGUUAUCGAUGCCUGCAACGGAUUCUAUUGCGAAGGUUUCCGUCCUAACAAACCGAAUAAGCCCAAGAUGUGGACUGAAGUCUGGAGUGGCUGGUUUACACAGUAUGGCGGACCGCCUCCUCACAGGCCUGCAGAAGACUUGGCAUUUGCAGUGGCAAGGUUUGUCCAGAACAAUGGCUCCUUCUUCAACUAUUACAUGUAUCAUGGAGGAACCAAUUUUGGUCGAACUGCAGCCGGCCUUUUCAUCGCCACAAGCUACGAUUACGAUGCUCCAAUUGAUGAAUACGGGCUUCUGAACCAGCCGAAAUGGGGGCACCUCAGAGAUCUACACAGAGCAAUCAAGCAAUGCGAGCCUGCUUUAGUUUCGUCGUAUCCAACAGUCACUUGGCCCGGCAAAAAUCAAGAGGUUCAUGUAUUCACAUCAAAGUCGGGAGCUUGCGCUGCGUUUCUUGCCAACUACGACACAACGUACUCCACGAAGCUGACAUUCCGGAACGUGCAAUACGAUUUGCCUCCAUGGUCCAUCAGCAUUCUUCCCGACUGCAAGACUGCAGUAUAUAACACUGCUAGAAUUGGCUUCAGAAGCUCCCCGGCAAAGAUGGUGCCGGUGGGCAGUGGGUUCGCGUGGCAAUCAUACAGCGAGGCGACUCCUGCUGCAGACGACAGCGACGUGCUCGGAAUGCAAGGUUUGUGGGAGCAAACAUACGUCACAAAAGACUCGUCGGAUUACUUAUGGUACAUGACACAAGUCGACAUAUCUUCUAAUGAAGGGUUUCUGAAGAGCGGGCAGUGGCCAUAUCUCACAGUCAUGUCGGCUGGCCACGCGCUGCACGUCUUCAUCAACGGUCAGCUUUCAGGGACGGUGUAUGGCAGCUUGGGCAACCCCAAAUUAACGUUCAACGGCUACGUGAACUUGAGAGCUGGAGUUAACAAGAUUGCUCUACUUUCCGUGGCUGUUGGGCUACCGAAUGGAGGGCUGCACUAUGAGAAAUGGAACACGGGAAUACUUGGCCCGGUGACUCUGAAAGGCCUCAACGAAGGGACUCGCGACUUGUCGAAGCAAAGAUGGUCUUACAAGGCUGGUCUGAGGGGCGAAGCCACGAGCCUUGUAACUAACGGAGGAAGUUCUUCUUCGAUCGAGUGGGUAGAGGGGUCCCUAAUAGCCCAAAAGCAGCCUCUAACAUGGUACAAGACAACAUUCAAUGCUCCGGCAGGGAAUGAUCCGUUGGCUUUGGACAUGAUAAGCAUGGGGAAAGGAGAAAUAUGGGUGAAUGGGCAGAGCAUAGGGCGACACUGGCCGGGAUACAUAGCCAAAGGCGACUGCGGCGGCUGCGACUACGCCGGAACUUUCAGUGAGAAGAAAUGCCAGAGUGGCUGCGGUCAGCCCUCCCAGAGAUGGUACCAUGUGCCAAGAUCAUGGCUGAAACCAGGAGGGAAUGUGUUGGUAGUGUUCGAAGAGUGGGGUGGAGACCCAACCAGGAUCACUUUGGUCAAGAGAACACACUAAGUCCUGUUACCAACAAUACACACAAUAUAUACAUACAUACAUUAUACGUACAUACAGAUGCAAAGUACUAGUCAAAGAAUCUAUACAUACAUAUAUAUAUAUAUAGUGGAGUUUCAUAUUAGGUUUGGGGAAGAAAGUCAUUCUCCUAUUUGUUAAGUAUAAAAAAAGUGUUGAGACUGUGUAAAUUAGAAGCACGACUUUAUGUAUUCUAGGUUUUGCUUUGAAGAAAGCGCUGGAAUUAGUAUUGGGCCUCACUUGAUUGAAGAAAUGCAAUAGACCUUAAUGGGCUGAUCUUUAUGUAAAUUUGAACCAGCCCAUUUUAUGUAUUA